UCAACAAAGAAAUCGAGUAUACCAUAGCUCAAGGAAAUGAAAGCUUACCAAUGCAGUACUUUGAUAUUGAAAAGAAAUCCGGGAAAGUUUUUUUGAAACAAGGAUUAUGCGCGACAACAAGUUCUCAAUUCCAGUUUAGUGUGAUUGCGAAAGAUAACGGUUCCCCUCCAUUAACUGGAGAAAGUAUGGUGACUAUUCAAAUAAUCAGGAAUUCCCAACCUCCAGUGUUCCUAAACACACCCUAUAGAUCCGCCAUAACCAGAGCUGUCCAGGACAACUCGGCCUUACCCGGAGUCAGUGUAGCAACCACGGACGCUGAUACAGUGAGCCCCUUCAAUGUUGUCUCAGUGACGGUGAUUGGAGAUGAUUCCGCAGUGAGUCUAUUCAGACUGGAUGGAUCCAACAUUCGAGUUCAGAAUGCAGCCAAUUUGGCAGCAGACACUGCCAAUACUUACAAG
Messenger RNA from Saccostrea cuccullata (small rock oyster), 458 nucleotides. RefSeq names its product protocadherin-11 Y-linked-like. Gene Ontology annotation, biological process: homophilic cell-cell adhesion. The annotation marks the transcript as partial. The transcript is spliced from 4 exons. Gene Ontology annotation, cellular component: plasma membrane. Gene Ontology annotation, molecular function: calcium ion binding. The record is from RefSeq and is a predicted model, not a curated record. NCBI's taxonomy places the organism in Eukaryota, Metazoa, Mollusca, Bivalvia, Ostreida, Ostreidae.